AUGGUUGAGCCUGCAACUGAUACCAAAUCAGCAGCAAAGGUUGUGCCUUUGUUGAAAGAUGAGCUUGACAUUGUUAUACCAACUAUAAGGAACUUGGAUUUCUUGGAGAUGUGGAGGCCUUUCUUUGAGCCAUACCAUCUUAUCAUUGUUCAAGAUGGUGAUCCGUCUAAGACUAUUAAGGUCCCUGAGGGUUUUGAUUACGAGCUUUAUAAUAGGAAUGAUAUUAACAGGAUUCUUGGUCCUAAGGCCUCGUGUAUCUCUUUCAAGGACUCUGCUUGUCGUUGCUUUGGUUACAUGGUUUCUAAGAAGAAGUAUAUCUUCACUAUUGAUGAUGAUUGCUUUGUUGCUAAGGACCCAUCUGGCAAAGCUAUCAAUGCACUUGAGCAGCACAUCAAGAACAUCCUCUCACCAUCAACUCCAUUUUUCUUCAAUACCCUCUAUGAUCCUUACAGAGACGGUGCAGAUUUUGUGCGUGGAUACCCCUUCAGUCUUCGUGAGGGUGUCCCUACUGCUGUUUCCCAUGGCCUCUGGCUCAACAUUCCUGAUUAUGAUGCACCUACUCAGCUUGUUAAGCCUCUUGAGAGGAACACUAGAUAUGUGGAUGCUGUUUUGACCAUUCCAAAGGGCACCUUGUUCCCAAUGUGUGGUAUGAAUUUGUGUUUUGACCGUGACUUGAUUGGACCUGCAAUGUACUUUGGUCUCAUGGGUGAUGGCCAACCAAUCGGUCGCUACGACGAUAUGUGGGCUGGCUGGUGCACCAAGGUUAUCUGUGAUCAUUUGGGACUAGGAGUGAAGACAGGUUUGCCAUAUAUCUAUCACAGCAAGGCUAGCAACCCGUUUGUGAACCUCAAGAAGGAGUACAAGGGCAUCUUCUGGCAGGAAGAGAUCAUUCCCUUCUUCCAAGCUGCCACUCUUCCGAAAGACUGCACCACUGUUCAAAAGUGCUACAUUGAACUGUCCAAGCAGGUGAAGGAAAAGCUUGGGAAGGUUGAUCCUUACUUUGAUAAGCUUGCUGAUGCCAUGGUUACUUGGAUUGAUGCCUGGGAUGAGCUUAACCCCUCCGGAGCUUCUGCUAAAGUUUCCAAUGGCCAAGCUUAA
Messenger RNA from Dovyalis caffra, 1098 nucleotides. Lineage: Eukaryota; Viridiplantae; Streptophyta; Magnoliopsida; Malpighiales; Salicaceae. The record is from the annotation of a GenBank genome assembly.